This is a messenger RNA of Mucor velutinosus, 1086 nucleotides long. RefSeq lists its product as uncharacterized. Gene Ontology annotation, cellular component: plasma membrane. The record is from RefSeq and is a predicted model, not a curated record. The transcript is spliced from 3 exons. Gene Ontology annotation, biological process: intracellular protein localization. Bases 1 to 1086 code for a protein of 361 amino acids. NCBI's taxonomy places the organism in Eukaryota, Fungi, Mucoromycota, Mucoromycetes, Mucorales, Mucoraceae.
AUGGCAACAGAAUCUCAUCUGAAUGAGAAUGAUAGCGUUCAUCCACUUUCUCGAGUUGCCAAUUCCAAAAUUGCAUCGGUGCUGGAUCAGUUGCCUACACUAGAUGAUGUCUUGCACCGACAAAGUCAACCACCUGUGUGUCUCUACAAUUAUUACAUUGUGCUUCGAGAUCGAUUGGAAUUGGAGAUCUUGCUUGAUUUCUGGUUGGAUGUGGCUCAAGCAAACAUUCUGUACAAACGAUACGUAAAAUAUGCCAACAAGAGAGCAAGCACCAAGUUUUCAUCGCCAAAACUGCCAAAGCCAUCUAUACCAUCCAACAUCUUGGACUGCCAUCAGCGACAGAGCAACAAUAGUAACUCACAUGAUGUCCUAACACACAUGCUAUUACUCCAUCCUCGCGCUUCACUGGCAACUACCCUGUAUUCGACUACAACCAACGGCAGUCAACCUAAGCGGCCUCCACCCACACAAACAGAGAUGGCUGAAGCCGUUGAACGUAUUUAUCUUCGAUAUAUAGUGCCUAGUGCAGAAAAAGAGAUCAUACAGCUACCAGCAUCCAUCAAAGAAAGCAUUGGACACCAUUUCUAUGACAGCGAGAAGAAAGAUCCUUCUUUAUACACAGGACACCCUGAUAAUCCCAUCAUCUAUGCACAAGCAAAAGAAUAUGUGCAUCAGCUGCUUGAAUCGACGUUUCCUCUCUUUCUGCGCUACAAGGUGUUUAUGAACUUGACUCUACCUCAGCAAAUAGGUAGAUUAGCAUGUGGCCUCGUUCUUUUACUCGUAGGCUUUUCACUAGAAUUCUCCUUGAUCUUCUUGAAUAUUCAUCCCUGGCAGAAACGAUUAUGGGGAAUAUUGCCUAUUAUCUUGGGUGUGUUUUGUGUGAUUACCUCGAUAGCUGGUAUUGAUCCAGUCUGGGUGCUUGGAUUCAAUCUAAGUGAAACUGUUCCCUUUCAGUUCAAUCAUAUCGUGCAUCGUCGAGUAAGGGUCAUUUUGAGAAGAAGAUCCAUCAUGGUAUCAGCCAUUAUCUUAUUCACCACGCUCGUCUUCAUGAUCUUCUUUUGUACUGUUGCCGGAAAACGACUCUAA